AUGACUAUUUACUGGAGUGCAACAAAUGGAAUCAAUAGUAGCGGAAAUACAAGAAGUAGUCCUGAUAGAAUCAAUCCAGUGGCUGAUGUGAAAAGAGGGAAUAAAUGGAUUGUGGUCACGAGUGUGAAUUAUCCAACAGAAGAUGUGAAGAGACUUUCGUCAUUUGAAGAAUGGAAUCUGGUGGUUGUUGCAGAUACGAAAACUCCUGUCGACUGGGAACUAGAAACUGUUCAUUUUUUAUCUGUCGAUUAUCAGAAACAUUUACGACUAGGAUUGAAUCAGUUCGACUAUGAAGAUACUGUAUCUGGAGUACGGUAUCAAGUUAAAAAUUCCAGUGAAAUUAUACAACGUCUAUUCAAUCCAUAUCGAUUCUAUGGGGUAGAUCAAAUGUGGCCGAGAGGAUUUCCUUUGGAAUAUAUUGAGAAACAUACAAACGGAAAAGAGAAUCAAGUAUUGUGUUAUAAGAUGAAAAGAUCAUCUGUCCAGCAGGGAUUAGUUCAUCAUGAUCCAGAUGUUGACGCCGUUUAUAGACUCUUGAAUGCUGAUUCCAAUAGCGGAUUAGAUGUGAAGUUCAAUAAAUUCGCCCCGCCCAUUGCAUUAUCAGUUGGAACCUAUUCUCCAUGGAAUUCUCAAAACACUUUGUUUCACAAAUCAGCUUUUCAUACAUUAUUCCUUCCAACAACUGUCUCAUUUAGAACAACGGACAUCUGGAGAUCUUUUAUCUCACAGAAAAUCCUUCAUUUAUCUGGAUUGACUGUUUCAUUCGUACCCACAAAUGCGAUUCAAUUUAGGAAUGCACAUGACUAUUUGAAAGAUUUCAAAGACGAAAAACAAGUUUAUGAAGAUUCUGGAAAGAUUAUUGAGUUUUUGAAUGGUUGGAAUUGCUCGAAAGUGAUUAAUUUGGAAGAUUGUAUCAAUGAAUUAUUAGAAGAUCUGGUUGAGAAUAAUCUGUGGGGAGAAGCUGAUUCGAAACUGAUGAAAUUGUUUUUGAAUGAUUUGAAAUCAAUGGGAUUCAAAUAUCCUGACUUGAUAGGAGAGAAAUAUGAAGAUCCAUACUUUGCAUCUGAUAAUGAAACAGAUCGAAAUGUGAAUUGUAGACGAAUGAAUUUGGAAUUCGAACUUGUUGAUCCGAAGAAAUAUGAUCAGGAAAACAUUCGGAAAGCUGAGCAAAAAAUAAAUAAUUUCGGAGACUUGGUUGAUUGGUGUAAUGAAACAGGGUAUUCUAAUUUAUCGAAAUCGUUUCCAUCAGCCAAACAACUUUCCGAAAAACAUGAAGAAUCUUUUGUGUUGCAGCAAGAUAAAAACAGUGUAUUAAUUGCUGUGAAUAAUUUUCCCUGGAAAUAUGGAGUCGGACUGAUUCAACGACUCUAUCAGCCAUAUUUUGCAGCUGUCAUAUUCUGUGGUUCCUGGUAUUCUGAUGAAGUUGUCGAUGUGGAUAAUUACACUUCAACACUCAAUCCGAUCAAUUAUAUUCAUAUGAAUCCAGCUGAAAUUCACAAAGGAUAUUUUGCCUAUCACUGUGUGACUCUUGUCAAAGAAAUGCGGUUGAAUAAUGUGAAUGGAUACUUUUUGAUGGCUGAUGACACUAUUUUCAAUAUUUGGCAGAGGAUUGAUCACUCAAGAGUUCAUCAUUUAAUGGGUCCCGUAUCAGACUAUGGUUAUAACUGGUGGAAUCUUGAAUACGGUCUUCGAGCAGCAAAAAACAUAGUGCUCACAAUAAAAAACAACACAGAUCCAAAGAUUGAAAACGCGUGGAAACAAUUUGACGAAGGACUGAAGACAUAUGGUUACAUGAAAGAGAAUCAUACAGCUUUCGAUGAAAUUGCAUCUGGAAAAGGGAAGAGUGUCUCUGAUUUCUACUACAUUCCAACGUCUCAAAGUGAAUAUUAUGCAGUUCUCAUGAGAGUUUUCUAUGAGAAUCUGUUCUUUUUGGAGUUAGCUGUGAACAAAUUCGUCAAAUCUGUCGACCAUCAAGUAUACUGUGGAUCUAUACUUCAAACUUGGUCGGAUAUUAUAUUUGGUGGAUCUCAAAACUUUACAGUGAAAGCAGAUGACGAUCCGGAUAGAACAGUUGACUGA
Molecule: messenger RNA, 2079 nt
Organism: Caenorhabditis remanei
Lineage: Eukaryota; Metazoa; Nematoda; Chromadorea; Rhabditida; Rhabditidae
Exons: 13
Coding region: 1-2079 (692 amino acids)
Source: RefSeq, a predicted model, not a curated record